This is a messenger RNA of Saccostrea echinata, 1102 nucleotides long. RefSeq names its product plasminogen-like. The record is from RefSeq and is a predicted model, not a curated record. Gene Ontology annotation, molecular function: endopeptidase activity; signaling receptor binding. Bases 71 to 958 code for a protein of 295 amino acids. The transcript has 5 exons. NCBI's taxonomy places the organism in Eukaryota, Metazoa, Mollusca, Bivalvia, Ostreida, Ostreidae.
CAGCAUUGUGUUUACGCAUCAAAUAACAUUACUUGACUCCUCUUAAAACUGGACUAAAAUAUCUUUCAAUAUGGCAUCAAGAAACCGGAUAAUACUGUUUCUUUUAAUGGGGCGCAUGUGCUCAGGACAAAGGGAGUGCAAAAUGACAACACUCGGUAUGGAGUAUUUUGGAAACGUGGAUCACACCUUGUCUGGACGAGAUUGUCAAGCCUGGGCCUCGCAGUAUCCCCAUCAACACAAGUUUAAUAACACCCUUAAGAAUAGUAAAAAUUACUGCAGAAACCCCGACAGAGAACCACAGGGCCCUUGGUGCUACACGACAGAUGAAGAUAAGAGAUGGGAAUAUUGUAGAAUACCACUAUGUCCCAUUUCAAAUGAUGACUGCUUUGAAAAGGGUAGCGGAUUUAUGUACACAGGAAAAAUUGCUAUCACGGAGACGGGGUAUGUAUGUCGUCGUUGGGAAUCAGAGGAGGCUUAUGCAGUUUUCGGGGAAUUGGAAAAUUAUUGCAGAUCUCCAGAUGGAGCAGAAUUUCCCUGGUGUUUGUCAUCAGCUCCUGGUAAAAGAUGGGAAAGAUGCAACAUACCUGUCUGUGGGCAAUCAACGACAAAUAAAUCAGCUAUCUCAACAACUGCACAUUCAACGUCCACAUCGUCAACAUCCCAAGUAAAUCCCGAAAUAAAGCCAUCAUUACAGGGUCGCCUUCAGACUGAGAACAUAUGUACUCAAGACAGUGGCAACAAAAGAAGCUUAACGGCCGAUUUAGUUAUUGCAGUGUUUACACUUAUUGGUGUUUUAGCUGCUGUUUUCUUUAGUGUUUACAUUGCUAUUGUUUUACGACGGUUAAAGGUGGAAAUCGUGAACCAAAAUUCUGGCAGAGAAAAAGAUGUGUUCACGGUAGAUAACACAUACCUUACUGGAAUUUCCGAUAUGCAGCCUAUAGUAGAAAGUCGCACUUAGAGUGAAAUUUUGAAAGACUGAAUAUAGAAUUAUCAAAUAUAUUGUUUACAUGCAAUCAAAAUAUCAUCGUUUUAAGCUGAAGAUGUACACAGAAUGACAUGCUCUUCUUGUCAUCCUAUACCAAAUAAAUGUAAAUUUCUAGAU